Messenger RNA from Cotesia congregata, 375 nucleotides. Lineage: Eukaryota; Metazoa; Arthropoda; Insecta; Hymenoptera; Braconidae. The record is from the annotation of a GenBank genome assembly.
AUGAGCGAACAAAAUCAAAAACUUGUUAAGAAUAAUUUAUUGAAGCAUUUAUUACAAGAGUUAAAUUUAUCAGCCGGAUCAAUUGAGGAUAUCCUUGAUAAUGUUUUAGAUAAAACUUUUAAUACUGUUGACGAUAAUUUAGGAACUAUCUACAAACGCAAAAAAUUCUAUGAAAAAAAUUUUCCAUAUGUCAGUCCCAUUCAAAUUCCUCUCAAUAAUUCAAGUUCCAAGAAAAAACAAUUUUUUCAUUAUGUGCCUUUAAAAGGAACUAUUAAACAUGAUAUUUUUGAAGGUGUUCUUGCCUAUGACCUGAAAUUGUAUCUUGAUGAUCUUGUUGACAAAGGUUGGUUUUCAUAUAAAUUACUCAAUCAUUAA